Messenger RNA from Rhopalosiphum maidis (corn leaf aphid), 558 nucleotides. RefSeq lists its product as uncharacterized. The coding region runs from base 1 to 558 and encodes 185 amino acids. The transcript is spliced from 2 exons. The record is from RefSeq and is a predicted model, not a curated record. Lineage: Eukaryota; Metazoa; Arthropoda; Insecta; Hemiptera; Aphididae.
AUGAAUAAGAACAAUCGAAAUUCGUGGGACGUCCGUCGACCGUCGUUAGACCGUUGGUGGGAAUCGGCCGAAAAUCAAAAUAACGAAAUGCCUGUAGACCAUGUGCCUACUUCACCAAUAGCGAUAAAAAAUACAAAACAAUGGAAUGAUCAAUCUUUGCAGCGUCCCAAAGAAAAUAUUGUUGAAAAAAAACGCAAAGGAUGUUUUGCUAAAAAAUCAAAUUUUUCUGAAAUCUGCAAAAUCAAACCAUGUGUGUGUAUGGAGCUUAAAUUAGUAAUCAGAUCGAACACAAAGAGCUUAACGGAUGGCGUAUGUAGUUUAUACCACAGAUGGCUGUGUGGACCACUGUCUACUGACUUGAAGUUUCACGAUGCGUUGUUAACACUCAUUAGUCUUCUCAAAACAAUCAUAAAAGAUUUAAACGGUACAAACGGCAAGCAUGAUCAACUUGAGUUGUUGGUCAAACGUUAUGAUGAAUGCCGAGGCAAGUAUCAGGUAUUGUUAAUGCAGUUGGACCAAGUUAGUAUGACGAGUCCACCGAUUGAAAAUUGUGUAUGA